Dendrobium catenatum is the source of this 602-nucleotide messenger RNA. RefSeq names its product DNA-directed RNA polymerases II, IV and V subunit 6A-like. Gene Ontology annotation, biological process: DNA-templated transcription. The transcript has a single exon. Lineage: Eukaryota; Viridiplantae; Streptophyta; Magnoliopsida; Asparagales; Orchidaceae. Gene Ontology annotation, cellular component: RNA polymerase II, core complex; RNA polymerase I complex; RNA polymerase III complex. Bases 76 to 504 code for a protein of 142 amino acids. The record is from RefSeq and is a predicted model, not a curated record. Gene Ontology annotation, molecular function: DNA binding; DNA-directed RNA polymerase activity.
GCUAGGGUUUUGGGCGCCCAAUUUGACGCAGGGCACGACCGGAAGAACUUGGGAAAGCAAUAGGUUAUUGGUAACAUGGCAGAUGAUGACUACAACGAUAUGGACAUGGGGUAUGAGGAUGAGCCACCUGAACCUGAAAUUGAGGAAGGUGCUGAGGUAGAGGAAGAAAACAAUGAUGAUGUUCCAGAUGAUAUUAUUGGUGCUGAAAAUGAAGAAAAGGAGCAAGAACCAGUUGAGCAUCCUAGGAAAACAUCCAAGUACAUGACAAAGUAUGAGCGUGCAAGGAUAUUAGGAACACGUGCUCUUCAGAUCAGCAUGAAUGCGCCUGUAAUGGUUGAGCUUGAAGGUGAAACUGAUCCUCUGGAGAUUGCGAUGAAAGAGCUUCGAGAGCGCAAGAUACCCUUCACCAUUCGAAGGUAUCUUCCUGAUGGGAGUUAUGAAGAUUGGGGAGUUGACGAACUGAUAGUAGAGGACUCCUGGAAGCGGCAGGUUGGUGGGGAUUGAGAGGGACUUCAAGCCUCUCAUCCAUUCCUGCAGGAUCUGGAAAUGGACCCUAUAUCUCUUGUUUAUAGACUUUUUAUCUGCCGUUGUUUUAGGGCUAA